This is a messenger RNA of Psylliodes chrysocephalus, 9483 nucleotides long. NCBI's taxonomy places the organism in Eukaryota, Metazoa, Arthropoda, Insecta, Coleoptera, Chrysomelidae. The record is from the annotation of a GenBank genome assembly.
CUUUUAUUUGUGAAGUCUAUGUUUCAUUUACACAAUGACGUUUGCAUUAAACAUUUUGUAUUUUAUUUUAAAAAAUCGUUUUAAAAUGUGACAGUAAUUGAUAUAAAAAUAAGUUUUUUUUCUUUUUGGAUGCGACUGUGUAAGUUUGUAUAGCGAGUGAAGUUUCCUAAAAGUACUGUAAAUAAUUUUCAUAACCUAACCUUACUUGCUUCUACCGUUGUUUAAUAAAUAAAAAGUAAAUUUAUUCAAUUGAGAGAUAAAUCUCACUAGUAUACGAAAUAUAAUCGGCAGCGACUUAUUUUUGCUUGCUUUAAUGUAGAAUUUUAAUAAUCUGGUAAAAUAAUCAUCUUUAUUGGAUAAAAAUGGCUUAGAAAAUGUGUUGUUCUGGCGAUAUUCAGAUAGAAUGAAAGGAUUGUUAUUGAAUAAUUGGAAUUUUGUGCAAACAUCUAAGUUAAAGCCAAAAUGAACAAUUCCGAAAUCAUUAACAAAUUCAAAUUUCGUCGCAUUGUCUUAGCCGUAUGCCAAGCAUAAACAAUGAUCAAAACAUAAGGUCGAGUUUACACGAAAAUGUCCGAGGAUUUUCAUCAUGAAAGUAGCUCAAAAUUAUUGUCGAAAUGUACACAUUCAAUUGAAUAUUUCAAUGAGAUAAACGUCGAAACCGAAUCGAGCGAGGAAGAAAUAAAUGUGGUCGAUCAUAUGUACGCGACAAAUAUCGAAAAUGGAGACAUAAACGAUUUAUCAAACGAAAGUCCGCCAAUCAACUGUCAAACUGCCGAAAGUGAGGUUAAACUCAUCAAAGAGUGGUUAAUUUUGCAUACAGAUCUGAUCCAACAACAAAAUGAUGAUAUCCUCGAUAAAGACAGGGAAAUCUACAUAUUACGGAAAGAAAAUGAGAUGCUCAAAGAGAGGAUAAAUUGUAUAGAAAAAGGGAUUCCAUUUCAAUUGGAUAAGCCAAGCAACCAAGUUAUUGAAGAAGAGGUUAUUGUUGAAGAUAUGACCCAAGGCUCUUUAAAAGAGGGAAUUCAGGAAGGUAACAAAGUUAUUGAGGAGCAGUAUUGCCCUAGUGAUAACUGUUCUCAAGAAGUAUUAGCUUAUAAGGACGAAAAUUGUGUAAAUAUAAGUGAAUGUGAAUCUCAAUUAAACAAUAGUGUAAUACUAACUGAAAAAAACUAUCAGGAACCCAUUGUAAACACUGUAAUUGAACUUAAAAACGAAGUGGCCGUUUUAAAUGCCAUAGACAGUUGGAAAUCUAAUAGUGAUUUUUUAUCGGACAGUAUACCUGUUACUGAGUACAGUUUUAGUGUGAACAAUAUUAGUGAAUUUGAUCCCAUGAAAAAUUUAAGAAUGAGUAUCAGAAGGAAAAGAGUUAAAAGUUGUUCUUCUGGAUUAUCACAUAAUGAAUCAUUAAAUCUUGAAGAAAAAGAGACAUAUAGAAGGAGGUUCAAGAAGAAAAAGCGUAGACUUACCAAAGAUGCUAAUAUUUUAACAUCUCUAGAUGCGUAUAUAACCCAAGCUCACGAAGUGAAUCUAGGAAUACCCACAAUAGAAUUAGAUAUUACAGAAUGUCUGGCGACGUCAUUAGAAGUACCUAGAUGGCGUCACAAAAUCUAUGCCAGUUGUUACACCAUGGAAGGUACGGAAAACUUAGACGAUGAAGUAUUUAAUAAAAGACACAUGAGGUUAGAAAAUGACGAAAGGCGACGGAAAAGGUGGGACGUUCAAAGAAUAAGAGAACAGAGGGUGAUAGAGAAACUAAAGCUACGGCAGGAAAAGGUGGGGCUGGCAGCGAAAAGCGACGGGCACGAACCAGUGACGUCGCUAUGGCCGAAACUAGAAGACAUCAAAUUCCUGGAGGUCACCGACGAGUUACCAGUGGCCGCUUUUGGUUCGCCCAUAAACAAAUUCGAUCCCAGUGAGUUCCAGGUGCCGUGGAUAAACAAUCCAUCGGUUCUAACCAAAAAACCUCAAGUUCAUAAAUCGACGGGUCGACGGCGAGGCUCGAAAAGAUGAAACUUAGUUUAAGAGUGACCAAACCAGUACCUGGAGUUCCGAUGAUUAGCUUUUGAAAAAGAAGACGACAAAAAAAUCGAAAGAAUUAUAAAAUACAAAGAAAUUUGAAACGUUUUUUGUACACGACUUGUAUAUAGUUUAUAAGCUGAAAUCAUUUUUUUGUUGUUAGAUUUAAGGCGCGGCGCCGGUCAAUCUGUAUAGUAUGCGCGAUGAGUGUCGUUUAUCUCCCCGAAAGAAAAUAUAAUUUGCCCCUCCGCCUUGCUUUAUUGGCGAAUCUCUUAAUAUUGUUUUUGCAUAAUUUUGUGUUUGUUUUAUUAGACAGAGUCAAAGUGUGUUUUUACUCGGUAAAUUGUGGGAUAGUUUUGGUUUCUUCCAUUUUUCAUGUUUUUGGGGUGCUAAAUCCGAAUAUGAGCUUUGUCAACAAAAAUCCGCGUAGCAGCAUUGAAAAAAAAAAAAAUUAAAAGGAGAAAAAUCUCUUUUUUUUAACGUUUUUUUUAACGUUUUUUUUUUAACUUUUUUUUAACGUUUUUUUUUUUAAGUUUUUUUUUCUUAUAACUCUGAAACUAUCAACUUUUCGUAAAUAAUCUUUCUAAUCAUAAUGAAAGUACAUAAAAGUUCGUACAAAUUUCACAAUUUAGGUUUUUCUCCGACAAACCAUUCAGGCUCAAACGCUAGUUGAAAAUAGGCUGUCACAAAAAAAAUUAUUAUUAAAGGCUUUCAUUUAGUAAAUUCCUCCCAUUUCUCUGCACAUAUAUAGUUAUUUAAGUAAAGGUACAGGUCAUUUUAUCAAAAAUUACACAAUCAAGUUAUUUAAUGAAGUUUGGAAGUAUUGAUAUAUAUUAGAUAUAUCUUCUCCCGGGGGCUCGACGUUUUCACACUCGUAUUUGCACGGAAUUUAAAUACAAUGUGAUUUUUAAACUGUCUUCUUUGAUACCAGUCUACAUUGUAUUCAACUUAAAAAUAUGAGAAAUUCACCAAGUGGCAACCGUUAACUGACAGUUUUAGAGUAAAAAAAUGGUUAAUUAAAUUUUUGGAAAGUUUUAUGUAUUUUUAUUCUGAAUAGGAAGGUUAUUUACGAAAAGUUGAAAGUUUCAGAGCUAUAAGCAAAAAACUAAUUUUUUUUUAAUAUUGCUUCACGAAAUUUUAUUAGCAAACCUCAGAUUCCAAUUCAGCACCCCAAAAAACUUAUGGAAUGGUAGAAUUCAAAACUACCUUACAAAUUGCCCGCUAGAGGCAAUUUUAAGCAAAAAUUGACUGUAUUAUUAAAAGGGAUUUUUUAUUUAUAAAAUCAUUUUAAAAAAUCGGAUAUACAUAUUUUUUUUACAUAAUUUGUAUGGGGUAUGUAUUUUAUUCUACAUUAUUAGAUUUCAACUAAUUUUAUUUUAACCGUAAAAUGGCUACAGUUUACCCAAGACUGAUAAUUUUGGCAACAUUUUUUCUAAAAAUACUUUUGUUCAGUAUCAAUAACAGGUGCUGAUUUCCAGAAAACUAGCAAAAAUCUUAUAAUUGAUCCAAUUUCUCAAAUCAAAAUCUGCUAAAAUAAAAGCAAACGUGCUUCCUUUAUAAUCAGCUAAAUGUACCGCCCACAAUUUUACCAUUACAUAAUUUAUUUAAAUAAUAAUUAGACCAAAUGUCAUUCUGGGAACGCAUUUAAUUUUAGUAUUAAAUGAUUUUUUAUCAAUUUGGAAACGUUUGUUUUUAAGUAAAAACGCUAAAAUUACUGGAUAAGUAAUUUGGACGAGGAACUAUUUUGAGAGUCGAUUCUCUGCUUUUUUCCUAUAGGUUACGUAUUCAGGAAUCUUAAGUUGUAGGAAUAUUUUCCCAAGCAGAAAAUGAAUUCACUUGCCCAUAGAAUAGGGAUUUAAUAAUCCUCUAAGAUUUUGUGUAAAGUGGUGUCAUCAAAUGUUGGAAGUCUUUAAAUCUCGUUUAUUUAGUUAAUUUAGUAGAUUUUUCUAACUUUAUAAGGAAGAACUACUUAGAAUUUUUUAGGCAUUAAUAUUUAAUAUGUGGUCUUCUUUAUUAAUAAAUUUUGGGUAGUUUUUUAGAAAUAACUGAAACAUUUUCUUUAUAUAUUAUUGAACAACUACACCGAUUCUGUAAAAUUGAGACAAAAAAUAUAAAACGACUUAGAACAAUACAACAAUCUGCAGCUCAAAAUAAAAACUAAACAUAUUAACAAUACCCAUAACUUAAAAUAUAAAAUAUUUUAUUAUGUAAAAAAUGGAUUAAAUUAUACGAACGUUUUAUAAUUUAUGAUGCUGUGAAUUUACCAUAAUUUGCAAAUAUAUACAUAUUCCUAAUAUUCGUAAUAAAAUCGAUUUAUUAAACGCUGCAGGUUUUUAACUUUCCUAUCUAUACAGAAGUAAAAUAUAGGAAUUAUAAUUUUUUUCGAAGGAUUUUUACGUUUUGGGAUCCCCUGAAUCCAUUUUGACUAUUUUCGCGACGAUGUUUGUAUGUGUAUAUGUAUCCAUGAUAUCUUAAAAAGUGGAUAAAAAGGGAUAAACAUUAAAUUUUAAACUAAUCUAUUCUCCAAUGAGUUGAUUUAGAUUUUGGGCAUAGUGGGAGUAUUUGCGGGGUACUUCACAGGGGCUCAUUUUUCUACUUUAAGGAAUAUAUCUAUUAUUUACGCUUGGAGAAAAUUCGUUAAAUAAAAGUUGCUUGUGAUGUCAUUAUCUAUAAUUUUUGUCCUAUACAUGAUUUCCCUAAAAUAAACCGUAUUCGAGAAAUUUGAGUUAAAAGGCAAAAUUUCGAGGCACCUAUUUGCAAAAACCGACAUGUGAAUGUUGUUUAAAUGUUGGAAAAGUGAGAAAAACGUUUUAUUAAAUUAUGGCGUGCUGAAAUUAAAAGAAUUUUCAUUUGCCUUGUAGAUGAUGACUUUAUGGUAACAUUUACACCUUUCUUUCAAAUCUUGUAAUUAACUUAUAAAAUUAAUUAAAAAUUUCAAAUGUCGGAAUUUAAAAGUGUUUUAUGUCGGUUUUUGAAUGGUACUUUGAAAUAGAAAUCUGAUUUUGCAUCUCAUGCAGGGCAAUCUUUAUGAAUGGAAUAAAUUUAAAAAAUACAUAAUUCGAUUUAUUUAUUACAAAAAGAGAAAAACAAAAGUUAAAUCCUUAAUAAAAAUAAAUCAAAAAUUAAAAAAAAAUAACUCAAAGGUAAUUGUCUUCAUUCUCUUCUUCCUCAUGGACUUCGGCCACCUCAGCUGGUGUUGGUCGUUCAAAUGCUUUCUUGAAGUAAGAUAAUUUUUCCGUAUUUUGCCAAUCUUCACCAUAAUGUUUGAAAAGUAAUAAAGAUAUACUUUUUAUUUUAUCAGGUUUAACGGUUUUAGCUACGUUAAGCUCUGCAGGCUGGAUGUCUACCUCUCUUUAACAAAAACUUGCUAUCCCCUAUGGCAUUCUAGUAAUGUGGUUCUUCGCGAAUUUUAAUCAUGUUGUCUGUAAUGUUAAAAUAAUUCACUUCAUCUUGCUUAUUUGAAAAUGCCAACUGGCUGUUGAUUUUAAAACUGCUUCACUUUCUUUUAUGAAAUCGAACACUUCGUAGUAACUUCCCAUUUUGUAAAUUUUACCGUCUUGAUUAAUAAUAUUUUUUUCUAUUAGCUCAAAAACCCUAUGGGGACAAAUAAAUGAAUGCCCCACAACUGGAAAUAGAAUCUCUAUGUGCUCAAUAUGAUUUGGUGCGCGUAAUUCUUUAACCAGUACAUGCACAUCACUACCAUUAUUGAAUUACCCUCCGCAUCCGUCAGCUACAAGGCGUACAGUUUUCACAUCUUCUAGAAAUUGGCGAGAGCAGAGCUUGUAGAAUAUCGCCAAAGAAAUUUUGUUGGAGCCUUUUCCUCAUGUCUUCUUCAGUCUACAGAUACGACAAAACAUUUUGCUUAUUUAGUGAAGUUGGCGUAAAGCCAUUAACACUGGUCAAGUUAUAUAGAUUUAAUUGUAUACUAAAGUAGCAUGCUUAGAUUAGAUUUAAUUAGGACUAUGGGCCAUGUGGCCUCCCCACCUCGAUCUUUUUAGAUCUAUUGUGGAUAUCCUUCAAUCGUUGUUUAGAGUACCUUGUCUAAUUCGGUGUUUUGUAGUAGACUCCAUAGACUGGGAAGUAGUUCUCCGAUAUAGCUAGUUGCCCUUGGUUUUUCUUCUCCAAGUGUAAGGAAUCUCAGUCUUGCUAGACCUUCGCAGUAGCACAAUACGUGUUCUGCCGUUUCCUCAUCUUCCUGACAGAAGCGGCACAAGGUCUCUUCUGUCAGACCGAUAUUAUACAUAUGUUUGUUAAGCCUACAAUGUCCUGUUAAUAGACCUACUAGUACUCUAGUAUUUUUCACAUUAAGACUUAGUAGAUGCUCGGUGAGUUUAGGCGAUAGUACUUUUAAGAACUCUUUGGCCUGUCUCUGUCCUGGUGAGUUUUUCCACCAUUCCUGAGAUUUUUAAACAUUUUUUAAACAAGUAGCAUGCUUGAUCAGGAAGCUUUGGAAGGGCUAGGUGGUUCUUUUGGCAGUUAAACGAGAAAACGGAAACUUCACUUACAUCUUCCUUUAGGAAUUUCAAAACGCCUGUGCUUUCAACUUUUGUACUUGAUGAUGACCGGUUUGGCUUGAGGAUCUAAACCAAUCUUGAACUUCUCCUGAAACUGUACACAAGUAGAGCAAUCGUCUGUUUCUGGAGAUCCGAAACCUAUGUUGUAAUUUGUGUUAAGUAUUCGUCGAAAAUACGAAAGUUUUACUUUACAAUUUUGUUAUAUUUAACUCCGCAGGAAGAUACAUACGCUGAACAUUUUUAAAUCUCGCAUAAUGGCUUUCGAUACAUGUUAAACUUUCGAUAAAAUUUGUUCUUUUUAAAUUUUUCUUGUAUUUUUAAAGAUCUUCGAUUCCCGCCUCUAUUUUUUUUUGGGAGUACUUCCCGUUUCGUAAUGUCGUCUAACUACAUCCGUCACUCGAUCUUUUUUGAGGUUCAAUAUCCUCAAAAAAUAAAUUUUUCAAAUCUGGAUCAUGGAACCCUUCUCCGAUCUAAUUUAAUAUUUUAUUGAAUUUUUUUUGGUUUGUUUUUGUUGGUAUUUUUUUCUUUUUGGCGGAAAAGCCUUGCAAUAGUUUAAAAUCAUAUCCUGGUCUAUUUUAUUUUUAGUACCAUAAAAUGCUUGUGAAAUUCUCUAAUUGUCACUAAUGACAAUUUCUGUUUAUUUGUGCAAUGCCACAAUUUGGAUAUAGGGGCAAUUCCUGUGCUGUGUAUCUGUAAUAAUAAUAAAAGAAUAAUAAUGUUUUGAAUGAUAAAUAAGUACCUUUUUGUUUUAGCUCUCGUUUCCAUUUAUAUUUGUUCACUUUUCUUUUUUUUGGCUUGAUCUGGUGUUUUUUUCUGUUUAAAUCCAUUUUUUCUAAAUAAUAAAAUUUAUUUACAACCUGUUGUUGCCUAUAAUAAUUAUAAACUUCAGUGGUGGUAAACAAUGGUGACAAAUACAAAAUCACGUGAUGCGUUUAUAUUGUCUGUUUUUGCAGAGAACUUGUUAAAACAGAUAUCGGUUUUUGAAACUAAUGCUCUAAUUAAGACAUGAUUUUAAGGUGUAAGAAGUCGCUUUUUAGACGUGAAAGUUGGAUAGACAGAUGUAGAAGACCCAUUUCAUUGAAAAUUUCGUCAAAUGUCGGUUUUUGCAAAUAGGCGUCACAUAUAAUGUGUGUGAUUAGAUGGACCGUACUCAAUAUUUUUUAAUAAAAUUGAUUAUUUAAUUUAUUAAUUAAAUAAACGAAUGUGGUAUGAAUAUUUUUUUUUACUACAAACAUGAGAAAUCACUAUUAUUUACUCCAUUUCUCUAACUUGAGAAAUGAAUAACUUCUUUAUUUUGACCGGUUUGAAUGGAACUUCUAGCAAUAAGGUUGUAAGUUGAUGUAAGUGUUUUUAUCUCACAUGCCGAAAAAGGUAUGUGUCGCACACAAGUAAUAAAGUAAUAAAAUUUUUAAUUGUAUGCAGCAAAAAAUAUUGUUUUGAGACAGGUAUCUAUAAAAAAUAUAUUUUUUUUAAUUUGCCGUGUAUGCGAAAGUAUAUUUGUUUGAAGAAAAAUUACAAUUUCUCAAAUGUGAGACCAAUUUAAAAUAAAAUAGAAGCCAGAGAAAGAAAAAUCUCAAAGUCCGUGUCACAGCAAAGUUGACUGUCGAGCGACCCUUUCCCUCCUGAAAACAACUACUUCCUUGUUUAAUACUGCAACAGGCAUUGCAUUAUAUCAGUGUUGAAAAUUAUUUUCUAUCUUUGCUCUUUUCCUACUGAUAUAAAAGGCAAUGCCUGUUGUAGUAUUAGCCAAGGGAGCAGUUGCUUUCAGGAGGGAAAGGGUCGUUCAACAGUCAACUUUGCUGUGACACAGACUCUUGAGAUUUUUUCUUUUCCUUCUAUUUUUUUUAUUUAUUUGCAAAAAAAGUGAUUUUAUAAAAUUCUAUCCCCAUUUAAAAAAUUACGAUACUUACAAAAUAAAUUUGUAAACUAGCACAAAAUUAUGCAAAAUAAAUUAUAUUAGGACAAAAGGAAGACAAUAUGGGGCGUCUGAAUAUACCGAAAAAUGUUUUAUUUAAAAAAAAAAUAAACAGAAACGUUUCUGCUUGUAUUUACCAUAAAAUAAUUUCGACGUUAUUCAUUUUUGAAUCAAAUAUAAAUAAGGGAAAUUAUUUCUGACAACUACUGAAUUUAUUUUAUCAUAAUUUAUCAAAAUUUUGGUAAUUCUUAUUUCACACUAAUUAGACCAACUAUGGUUUUAGGCAGAGGUCAAAGAAACAACAAACUUCGGCGUUUCAUUUUUAAAGUGAGUGCAAAUAAAGGUAACCCUAGUUAUUGUUAACACCUUAACUGCCACGUGGUACACUAGCCUACCUCGAUGAAGUUUCCGUUCUGGCCAAUGUUACAACUAUCUUCAAUCACCUCUUUAAAAAAAAUUAAAUUGAAAUAAUUUUGUUCGUUUUUGUCGUUAUUAUUUUCUAAAUUCAAAGGAAUGUUUAUACUUAUACAUUUUACAUUUGUGUAUAUUCCAAAAUUUUCAUUUGAAGUUUAUCCAAUGACAUUUUUUCUCCGUUAGUUUCAUUUAAUAACUAUUAUGACGUGGUUUAGCAUUCUCUCUAUUUCAAUUAUUUGUCCUUUGACUUUCCUGAUUAUUUACUCUUUUAUACUUAUUUUCCUAAUUUAGUAAGUUUUCUUGUUUGCUGUCGUCAUUUUGUCGAUAAUUUUGUUUCUUACAUUUUUAUUGUAGUCAUUAUCAUAUCUCCUGGUCUUCAUGUAAUUUCCUCUAUUCCAAUUUUUAUUUCUUGUAUAUCCUGCAUAAUUAUUAGAAAUAUUAAAAAUUUUUAUGUCCUCUUCUUGUCCAUAAAUCCUAUUAUAUCAUUAUUUUUAAUUAUAUUUUUUUCUUUUCCUUCAUAACUGGAGCUGGGCGAUUAUCAAAAUAAAUAAUCGGUUAUUUUCGAUUAAUCAAUUAUUUUCGACUAAUCGAUUGUUUUCGAUUAUUAGUUUAAUCGAGAAAUCG